CAUGCGCGCCGCGGCGCCCCCUGUUCCGUGGUGAAUGGUGCAGUGUUGCCGAGAGGAAGUGAGUGAGUGAGAGAGAGCGCGCGAGCGCUGCAGCCUCGAGACUGGAGGAAGUGCAGUGAGGCGCGAGCCGCAGUUGUCCGUUAGAGAGCCGUGAGCUCGAGCGGCACUCACUCACUCUCACACGCACGCACGCACAGGGCUAGAGGCAGGGGCUGAGGAAACAUGCCGCGGGUCGUCCCUGAUCAGAGGAGCAAGUUCGAGAACGAGGAGUUCUUCCGCAAACUCAGCCGCGAAUGUGAGAUUAAAUACACGGGUUUCCGCGAUCGGCCGCACGAAGAGAGGCAGAUGCGCUUCCAGAAUGCUUCCAGGGACGGCCGGUCUGAGAUCGCUUUUGUGGCUACUGGAACCAAUCUAUCUCUGCAGUUUUUCCCAGCAAACUGGCAUGGGGAGCAACGACAAACACCAACCCGAGAGUAUGUGGACUUUGAUCGUGAAUCAGGCAAGGUGUACUUAAAGGCCCCUAUGAUUCUCAAUGGAGUCUGUGUGAUCUGGAAGGGCUGGAUUGACCUCCAGCGACUUGAUGGCAUGGGAUUCCUGGAAUUUGAUGAGGAACGUGCACAGGAGGAUACCUUAGCUCAGCAGGCAUAUGAGGAUGUUCGACGGAGAGCCAGGGAUUUUGAAGACCGAGACCGGUCCCAUCGAGAUGACAUGGAGGCACGCAGGCAGCAGGACCCCAGUCCCGGCUCCAACCUGGGGAGCGGAGAUGAACUCAAACUACGCUAGCGUGCUGGGAGCGGCCUCGCUGUGGGUCUGUGUGCGGGAGAUCAAGCAGCUUUUUGGGAGACUGGAGUAGAUAUGGCUGGAGGUGCUUUGGUCCUGAUCAAGAUAUCUUUGUCCUGUCCCCACAGCCCCUGGCCUGUGGCUGCCCCGUCCAGUACAAACUGCCAGGGAUUGCACUAUGUCCAUGUUACAGUACCUGCAUUUCCUGUUGUAUGCAUGUAGCCAGUAGCAAUUUGUGUGACGUUGUUUUCUAUGCAAGCCUUUUUUUAUUCUGUUAUUGGCAAUAUUUUACCAAUUUUUGUGUAAAAUUCCCUUUUAUGUAUUAAACUUGUCUUUCCCCUGUUGUGUGAUACAAGAACAGUGCAGGAAAUCUCAUCAAAACAUUAGGUCAAUAUAUAUUUCAGUUGGAUAAGGAUUUCUUUUUGCUAAGUGGUAGGAAAUCAGGAGUUUCCACUUUCUGCCUUUUCUUUAAAUUAAACUCUGGGCUGCUGGAGAUUAUCUGCUUGCUUUUGCUUUUCUUAAGCACUGAGGGAAUGUAUUGUUUCCCAUUUAGCAGUUUCUAGCUCUUAUUUUAUAUUCUCUAAAGACAUAGCCGCAUAACAAAUUGUUUCAGUUUAAAUUACUGGAGGAAACUGAAAAGAAAUGAGCAGUGUAGAGCAGGUGGCCAGCAAAGGUAAAUGCAUCAGGCCCACAAAGGAUUAUGAGACAAAAGCUGUGUUAGUGCAGGGUUUAAAGUGUGGUGUAGUGUUGAAAGGUGAAAUAUAUUCUGAAAUGGAAGCUGCAAUGUAUAAAUAUUGUAAGGAGUGCUAGUGCAGAAAAGUCUUUAACGGAGACUGUGUUUGAACUUGGUGCUUUUUACCAAUUUCAAUUGCCACCUACCCGAAAAACCCACCUAGAAUGGUGAUUUUCAUCAAUGCACCUUUUGAAAUCAAUUAAUUGAUGUGCACAGAAAUUUUAAGGAAACAUCAGUGACUUUCACGAUAAUUUUUUUUAAAAGCCGCAAAACAGCAUACUAUUGUGCUUUUUCAUACAUUUCUGUCACAUAAAAAGUUUCAUCCUGAAUUUGGGGGUGUGAUCUGUGUUGCCUGCAUGCACUGUCUGCAGUUUGAAUUGUAUUGUGCUGGACAUGUUCAGAUUGACCAAGUUCUGAGUGUACUCUGCCCCUGCCAGGGUGUGCCGUGAGUCUGCACUGGACCUGACAGGUGCUUUGCAAGUACCUAAAAUUGGUUUGUGGCCCUGUGGGCUAUUUCCCUGCUCUGCAUUGCUUUAAAAAAAAUCUUAAUGCUGGCAUUAAGAUGGGAUGUUCUGCUUUCUACUAUUCAGUGCAAGGUUUUCAAAACUUUUUACGUUACUGGUUUUAAGUUAUUGAUGCGAUGUUAAUGAGAUAUUUUUCCAUUCUGUAUUUAAGUAGAAAGAAUUGCAUCUUUUUUACAGUACCUCCCCCUAAGGGGUUGCUUUGAUUUAUCAGAAUAGCCUUUGCUACCUUUUGUUGAAUCUAAAGCAUUUUUCUUUUGGAUUACUUUCAUAAUAAACUUCUAUCCACUCAA
This is a messenger RNA of Callorhinchus milii (elephant shark), 2327 nucleotides long. RefSeq names its product core-binding factor subunit beta (gene cbfb). The transcript is spliced from 6 exons. The coding region runs from base 223 to 783 and encodes 186 amino acids. The record is from RefSeq and is a predicted model, not a curated record. Gene Ontology annotation, biological process: regulation of transcription by RNA polymerase II. Gene Ontology annotation, molecular function: sequence-specific DNA binding; transcription coactivator activity. Gene Ontology annotation, cellular component: nucleus; core-binding factor complex. Lineage: Eukaryota; Metazoa; Chordata; Chondrichthyes; Chimaeriformes; Callorhinchidae.